Prorocentrum cordatum is the source of this 2874-nucleotide messenger RNA. NCBI's taxonomy places the organism in Eukaryota, Dinophyceae, Prorocentrales, Prorocentraceae. The record is from the annotation of a GenBank genome assembly.
AUGAAGCUGAGGAUCUCCCCGCUCACUGUAGCCAUCUCCUCAGCCAUCUUCCGGCGACGAGGCGAGGGAAACGUCGCCAAGAAGGGCAAGAAGGGCGAGAAGGACGAACUCAUGAAGCUUCUGACGGCCAUCGGGCGCUUGGUGCUGGCGCAGGCUCGAGCGGUUGCCGAAUUGGCGGCAGUGGUAUACGUGACCUUCAUGAUGCCCCUCUCGAGGGGGCUCCCCGCCGCCAUGCAGGCGGCGGGCAAGAAAUACGAGAACGACAGCAAGUCCAUGAAGGAGUCAGGCGCCUCGCAGGAGCAGUACAAGAAACGAGGCCCUCCGCACAUUCACGUGUUCCUGGCGGCGUUCCAGUACGUGGCGGAGCGCACGGCGGCGGAGGGGCAGGAGGAAGAGAAGACCAACGCGCUCGAGGCCAAGGAGGUGUGGACCAACCACAUCGCCUCGAGCGGCAUGGAGGACAUCGCGGAGGCGGUGCUGUACUUCAGGCUGAAGGUGCUGCGCAAGGCAUUGACAGGAGACGGGGGCAAUGUGUUAGCAGCUCUCAGAGAUUGGCGGAGCUGGAAGCUCGAGGCAGCAUCAGUGCAGAGACCGCGGCUAUGGCUCGAUCUGGGGCCGUGCUGGCAAGUAGCUACGCUGACGAAGAUCUGCCUGUCCACCCGCUGGUCUACCUUCCUGGCCACGGCCGAGGCGCGCCGAGCAGACGUGGCGGGCGCGGACGUCGCGACGUUCGUGUGGCGCUUGUUCGCUGGAGUGACUUUCUGCCAGGUGCACGGCAGGCCUUUUCCGAAACCACCCUUCAUGGGCAAGUUUGCGGCGAUGCGAAUGAGUGUGAAUCCGCCCAGCGUGGGCCUGCAGCCGCUGCUUCUUGCGGCGGCCGUCCUCCCCCUGGUGCUUGUGACGCUCAUCGUGAAGGGCUUCUGGGCGAUCCUGCCAUCGAUGAACUACCUCCUGGAGCCGACCUCCAGCCCGCUAGUGUUGAUCUGCAUCAAUGCGGUGGCAACCUCGCCUCUGCUGAACGCCCCCACGAUGCAUGCGCCGCCCCCCAGCAUGGCAGCGAUGCUCUGCAUGAUUACGGUGGCGAGCUCGCCGAGGCUGCCGCUUCUCAGCAAGCACUGCAUGAGGGCAUUCCCCUUGUCGGCGCAGUUAUCGGCCGUCAGCGUGAUUCAUUCCGGCGAGGUGAGCGACCGCAAGAUGAUCACAUGUGGGCGCCGACAGUUGCGGGCCGCGUUCGCUUUAUCACUCUGCAAUGGCUUCUUCUGGUCGCGCCCGGCGGAGGCCCCCCGGCGGAGCCGCUGGGCCCCCCCGGCAGCGGCGAUGAGCGAGCACGCGCUCGUGCCCCUGAGCGGCGCCCGCUGCGAGAGCGUCCAGGCGGUCGAGUCGCCGCCCGAGCCCUGCCAGGAGCCCCUUGCCGAGCAGAUCUUCGGGCGCAAGCGCUUGUGCCACAUCGAACAGGGCGUAGACAGGCUGCAGCGGGCCUCGCGGGAGCAGCAGGACGCCGUGUCGAACCUGGAGGCCGGCCUACAGGAGAGGAUCUCGAAGGCGGACUUGCGCCGGGAGAUAAGCCUCGCCUUCCAGGAGCUCGACAGGCGCGUCGAGGACGCCAUCCUGGACUCUGGCCGGAAGUGCCUCGCCCUUUUCUCCAGGAAGGACGACACGUUGCAGCUGUCCGAGCGGGUGGACAAGAAGGUGAGCUGGGCCGAGCACAACGCGGUGCUCAAGAGGCUCUCCGACCUCCGGCUGUACGUGGAGACCAUGGCGAACGAGACCUUCGUCGGCCACAGGGAGGCGCUCAACGCCGAGUUCGCGAAGAAGGCAGACGCCGAGAUGGUCCGGGAGGCGCUCGCCGCGAAGGCCGGCUGCGACGAGGUGCGCGGCCUCACCGAGCGCGUUGAGAGGCUCGAGGCCGCCGCUCGGGAGGCGGGGGCGCAGCAGGCCGCCGCGAUCGAGGCGGGCUGCGCGCAGCUGGAGGCCCAGAUCCGUGGCCAGCUCGAGAAGCAGCAGGCCGCCCUGGCGGAGAGCGAGGCCGCCAUCGCUGCGUUGCGGUCCGAGGUGGCGCAGCAGGCGCGCCGCCUGGCGGCAGCGGAGGCAGAGACGAGACAGUCCUCCGAAGCUUCCAAUAAGCUGAAGAGAGCCCUGCAGGCGCUCCAAGACCAGUACGACGAGGCCGUGAUGCCCGCGCUCAAAACGAUGAAGGAGAAGCUGAGCAAGAUGGAUUCGGUGGCCCUGAAGACGACGGACGACCUGAUGAGGCUCACCGCGGGCAGCAAGUCAUUCCAGGAGGUCUCCCAGAAGAGCGCCGAAGAGCUCUCGCGACAGGGCACGGCCUGCAAGGAGCAGAUUGAGUUUCUCGUGCAGGCUACGGACAUGAUCAAGCGCAAGGCACGGGAGUCGACGAAGAGCACGACCGCGAAGUUCGCGGAGCUCGCCGAUGAGGACGGCCGCCUCCGCGAGCAGCUGGCCGCACUCGAGCGCGGGCUGAAGAAGCAGGAGCGGGACUUGCGCGCAGCCGGCCGUGCCCUGCCUGCCCCCGAGCCGCCCCCGGACCCCAACGAGCGGCUCGUGGGGGUCCUGCAGCAGCUGGAAGCCAUUGCGGGCGGCGGCAACCCACAGGGGUCGAAGAACGACCUCACGGUGUAUCCGAGGCAGCGGGAUCAGGCCGCGCUGAUGGGCGGCUCUAAGACGGAGCGGCCGCCGCUGCCUGUGCCCACGGGGCAGACGACCCCGCGCGGGAGCGACGGGGAUUUCGCCCUGGCGAGGCUCGCGGCCAUCACGGGGCAGACGCAGAUCGACUCCAGAAGGAGCUAUUCCUCCGUGGAGUCGCCGCGGCGCAGCGUGGCUGCCGGAGGGGGCACGGCCAGAAUGACCCGGUAG